Molecule: messenger RNA, 2936 nt
Organism: Hymenoscyphus albidus
Lineage: Eukaryota; Fungi; Ascomycota; Leotiomycetes; Helotiales; Helotiaceae
Source: the annotation of a GenBank genome assembly
AUGCGAACCUCAAUACUGUCACCUGUCGUCUUCGCGACAUCUUUCCUUUCUUUAUUCUCGGACGCGUCUGCCAUCCGCUUAAUUGAAUCCAAAUCCCUUAACUCCUGCCAGUCUAAUUCCAGCUUCACUGCAAGUUUAUUCAAUGUCGUAUUCACACCAGAUAACAGAACACUCACAUUCGAUAUCGUCGGUGUCUCCUCAAUUCAAGGCAAUGUUACAUUUGGAAUCGAGGUCGCCGCCUACGGGUUGUCCGUCGUCAACAAAAUCCUCGACCCUUGCAGCAUAAAGGACAUGACUGGAAUGUGCCCGAUGGCCACGGGACAACUCGAUAUCAAUUCCAACAUCCAACUUGAGCAAAGUGUCAUCAACCAGAUUCCCGGUAUUGCUUAUGGUGUACCAGAUCUAGAUGCCAAUGUCAAGAUUCACAUCAACUCCACCGCCAACCCACUCGUCAGUCUUGCAUGCGUAGAAGCCAAUUUGUCCAAUGGCCAAACCGUCGACCAAAAGGGUGUGGGAUGGACAACUGCUGUGAUUGCAGGUUUGGCAUUGGUAGCAUCGGCCGUUACAUCUGGUCUCGGCCACUCUAACACUGCUGCCCACGUUGCUGCUAAUGCUCUUUCUCUCUUUGCGUAUUUCCAGGCACAGGCAAUCAUUGGAAUGACAGCUGUCUCUCUCCCACCAAUUGUUCAAUCCUGGACCCAGAACUUUGAUUGGACUAUGGGUAUCAUCGAGGUUGAUUUCAUGCAAAAGAUCGCAACUUGGUAUCAGAAGUCUACUGGAGGAACACCAGACACCCUUCUCAACACGCUUACCACAACUUCGGUUCAGGUUGAAAAACGUUCCGUUGGACAACUGGCUAAGAGAACCAUGGACCAGACAAUUACCUUGCUCACCCGUGCUCACGAGCUCCACACUCGUAGCAACAAUGCAGGUACCGAAACUGUAACGGGAACUUACAUCGUCAGAGGUAUCAAACGUGUUGCAUUCAGGGCUAACAUUGAGGCCUCCAACAUCUUCUUAACUGGUCUCGCCUUUUACUCCAUUUUUAUCGUUUUUACUAUCAUCUUCGUGGCCAUGUUCAAGGGGUUUUGCGAAGUUGCGGUUAAGGCGAGAUGGAUGAAAUCUGAUAAGUUCCAAGAUUUCCGAAACGGAUGGUUCACAGUUCUCAAGGGCAUCAUGUUCCGUAUGGUUUUGAUUGGUUAUCCGCAAAUGACCAUUCUCUGCUUGUGGGAAUUCACAGAGGUUGACUCUCCAGCUGAGGUCGUUCUCGCGAUUUUCUUCUUUUUUGGAAUGACUGGAACUCUUGCAUGGGCCGCCAUGAAGGUUAUCAGAAUUGCAAAGCGAUCAGUCGAGAUGCACAAGAACCCUGCAUAUAUCUUGUAUUCUGACCCUGCAGCACUCAACAAAUGGGGGUUCCUCUAUGUCCAAUUCAGAGCCACCGCCUACUACUUUAUCCUCCCAUUUUUGGUUUACAUUCUCAUCAAGGGAAUGUUCAUUGCAUUUGGACAGAACGCCGGAACGGUUCAGGCUAUUGCACUUCUCCUCAUUGAAGCUGCUGCUUUGAUUGGUGCCAGUGUUAUUCGACCAUGGAUGGACAAGAGCACCAAUAGUUUCAACAUCGCCAUUUGUGCAAUCAACUUUAUCAAUACCAUAUUCCUUUUGGUAUUUACCGAGGUUUUCAACCAGCCUGGCAUAGUUACUGGCAUCAUGGGUGUCAUCUUCUUCAUCCUCAACGCAGCCUUUUCCUUGGUCCUCCUCAUUCUCGUCUUGAUCGCUACCGUCUAUGCAUUCAUCCGAAAGAACCCAGACACCCGAUACCAGCCAAUGAGCGAUGACCGUGCCUCUUUCGUUAAGUCGCAAACUCAGCUUACUACCGAGUUGGACGCCCUUGGAGCAACUGCCCGCGGAGACGGCAAAGGAGGUUACAAGCACAACCUGGACUUGGAUGACGACAACGAUUCAUGGUCUUCGGACUCGAUGAGAAACCCAGCAAAUAUGCCACUCCCACCAUCUACAGCGAACUCUGGCGCAAAUUACAGAGAACCUCCUCAUUCUCCCAUUGAUCCGUCAGUACCACUUUUCCCUGCCGGUGCCAGAGGAACACCUCCCAUCUACCAGGAUAGAUCGGCCAAUGGCUCACCAGCGCCGCUGGCAGCCCCAUAUCGGGAAAAUAAUUCAAAUUCUAACUUGUCUCAAAAUUUUAGAGCGGCGAACAGUGCUAGUCCGGCAAGUUUCCAAACCCAAAACCGAGGCCAGAAUAAUGCUAGGUUAGUCCCUCAUUCUCGAGAUUCAAAAAAGAAUAAAUCUAACAUUUUCAUAGUCCAUGGCAAAGGGGAGCUGGUUAUGACCAUUAAUGAAAGGACUUAAUAGGCGUUGUGCACUGUCGGGAUAUUGACCCUCGACAGAUAUUUGGGACUGGUGUUAUUUGUUUUACUCUGCAUCUCCCUCGCAGCGGUGUCGUCGAGACUCGGCAGCUGGCUGUGCGCGGAACGAGGUGUCUUAUUCUUUCCUUUUUUCUAUUGUUGCAUCGGACAGGCGAUUUGUUUGGAUUAAUUCCUGUACAAAGAAAACGAAGAAGGAAAGCGAGGGGGUAAAGAAACGGUCUUGACAUGAAGGUUAUUUUUUUGUCUCUACCGGAAAAUUAAACAAUACAGACAUUGACUCGGACAGAACAUCGGUUUUUGGGGGGGGGGUCCCGGUCAUGCCAGGGGUAGUAAAGAGAAAGCGUUGGACGUACAUGAAUUCGACUUUCGUCUUUUUCUUCGCUGUGUUGGGGGUGGAAUGGAUACGAAGGGUAUUUUGGGGGUUGUAUGAUACUUUUAUAGAUGGAGGUGGAGUGAGUAGCGUGGUUAGGGAUUUUUAUUUAACUCUGUCGUGUUUUUUUUGUUUUUUUUUUGGUUGUUGAUUGAUAUAAUGGCUCCCUCUCUCCGUCUUAG